Letharia columbiana is the source of this 1785-nucleotide messenger RNA. RefSeq lists its product as uncharacterized. NCBI's taxonomy places the organism in Eukaryota, Fungi, Ascomycota, Lecanoromycetes, Lecanorales, Parmeliaceae. Bases 1 to 1785 code for a protein of 594 amino acids. The record is from RefSeq and is a predicted model, not a curated record. Gene Ontology annotation, biological process: rRNA processing. The transcript is spliced from 3 exons. Gene Ontology annotation, molecular function: protein binding. Gene Ontology annotation, cellular component: small-subunit processome; Pwp2p-containing subcomplex of 90S preribosome.
AUGCCUCUCUCGAAUUCCCAUAAGCCAGUCCAGCGGCCAAUUACCCCAGUGCUCGACGAGAUGAUCGAUGACUUCGAAGGACUCGACAGUGAUGAACCUAUGGAGAAGGAUGAGGUCGAAAUGAAGCUUGAGAAGAUGGUAUUUGGUGACAAGGCAGGCUUUCAUGAAGGACUGAAAUCACACAGAGAUGCUAGUACUGAUCUUCGAGACCUGGUGGACGGUGACCGUCAACAAGCUCAAGAUGGCUUGGGAGAAGGAAAUCUGGAAGGCCUUGAUGAUACCGAUCUGUUUUUCCUCGACUCCACUCCGUCCGUUAUGCAUGUCCCAGACCUUUUACCCCAAUCGAAUUCAGACCAAGACACGACGUCGUCAGACGGCGGCAACGCCGCGGCAUGGGUUGAUAGCGACGACGAACGUAUUGUCGUCUCCCUGGCCUCCAACCCUAGACUGCGGAAACUCAGGACUACUGAAUUUGAGGACCUGGUCAAUGGGAAGGAGUACAGUAAACGACUACGCCGUCAAUUCGAGCGACUAUACCCAGUCCCGGACUGGGCAAAUCCCACUGUCGCAGAACAAGUAGCAUCAAGAAAACGAAAUAAAUUGUCAAUUGCUUCAGAAAGCUCCGAAGCCAAUGCUUCCGCGGAUGACAUGUCCGUCGGAUCUGACGACCUAUCCACCCAUCCACUUGCCAAGCUUCUACAGGACACCGAUGGUCUCAUUCAACUUAUACCUACAAGCUCUAAUAUUCGCAAGAAGCUCCGUCCAGAAGUCAUCGACAUCCAUCGUACCAGGGAUGUCGGCACUGUCCAACCUUCCGCCAUAACAAAUCUCGACUUUCACCCCGUCCACUCUCUUCUCCUCUCUUCCGGACCCUCUUCUAUGCUCUUCCUCCACCAUGUCUCUCCGCACCUUCCAAAUCCAAAUCCGGUGCUUACAACUCUACACCUAAGCUCCACUCCUCUCACAACUUCACUUUUCCACCCCCCAGCUGGCAACAAAAUAUUUUUCUCUGGCCGUCGCCGUUAUUUUCAUACCUGGGAUCUGGACACUGGAAAGGUAGAGAAGGUAUCUCGAGUGAUUGGGCAUGGCGAGGUACAGCGCAGUAUGGAGCGCUUCAAGCUGAGCCCGUGUGGCCGUUGGAUAGGUUUUGUGGGCUCUGGCCGAAAACGUGGUGGCACGAUAAACGUUCUCGAUGCAAGUAGCUGCCAAUGGGUUGCAGAGGUGAGGGUUGAAGGCAAAGGAGGUGUUGCAGAUUUUGAUUGGUGGGGCGACGGAGAAGGCUUGGUGGUCGUUGGUAAAGGAGGCGAAGUCGUCGAGUGGGACGGACGAGAAAGACGAGCUGUUGCAAGGUGGAUAGACGAAGGUGCUAUAGGAACUACGGUCGUGGCAUUGGGGGGACAUGGAGGGGGGUCUAAGGCGCUGGGAAAUGACAGAUGGGUGGCAGUCGGCAGUUCCAGUGGUAUCGUCAAUAUCUACGAUCGACGAAAAUGGAGUGCAGAAAGCGUGCCUGCGCGGCCAAAUCCAGUGAGGGCAUUCGACCAACUGACAACGCCAACUUCACAUUUAGAAUUCUCGCAAGAUGGACAAGUUUUGUGCAUGGCUAGCAGGUGGAAGAGAGAUGCACUGAGAUUGAUUCACCUGCCAAGCUGUACUGUGUAUCGAAAUUGGCCUACAAGCUCGACACCGCUUGGGAGGAUCACCGCUGUUGCUUGGUCGCCUACUGCAGAUAUGCUGGCCGUGGCAAAUGAACAAGGCAAGAUAAGGCUGUGGGAGAUACGCAGUUAG